GACAACUUUAAAUCAGCUGUCUUUAUACAUUAAAUUUAUGUCUUCUAGGGUUGUUUCAAAUGAAUGGUACUCGUAAAGUUUAUUUAUCAUUUCAAAGCUUUAUACUUUUUUCUGUAACAAAUAAUAACUUUGUUACCAAAAUCAACUUUGACGAAAAACGAUGUCGCUUUGUUUUGAUGCUCAAAAUUUUGUAAGGACUUAUAUAGGAGACACAAAAGUACUAAAUGUGUCCGUAAAAUCUCUCGACCAAUCUUCAGACUUUCUCCAGCACCUGAACUCUUCUUCUGUUUAUCACAGAGUUUUCAGUCACUGGUGUAGCUAUUCAGCCAUCUCCACUAGUGCUCAUUACUUCGUUGGAACCUUGUUGAUUCUUGUAGGUAUUGCAGGAAUAGGAGGAAAUGGACUGGUUGUUCUGGUCUUCACCAGGUACCGUCGACUACGAACACCGGCCAACAGACUAAUUGUCAACCUUGCUGUUAGCGACUUAAUGAUGUCUUUUCUACAUUUCAUGGCGAGCUACUCUUCGUUUCGAAAAAGCUGGCAGUUUGGUAAGAUAGGGUGCGAAUUCUAUGGGAGUCUCUGUGGGUUAUUUGGACUGGUCUCCAUUGUCACGCUUUCCGCCAUCGCCCUGGAACGUUGCUUGGUUAUAGCGAUUAAACCCUGGUACUGUGGUUACCCUAUUACUAAAAGAAAACUGGGUAGGGUAGUUGCAUUCAUCUGGUUGUACUGUUUCGUAUGUGUGACACCCCCUUUCUUGGGGUGGGGGAGCUACGUACCUGAAGGAUUUUUAACAAGUUGCUCAUUUGACUAUUUAACACGCACCCCUACAAACCGAUCAUACUUCUUCUUCCUGUUCAUUCUUGGAUUUAUCUUACCUCUUUCCGUAAUCGCUACAAGUUAUUGUGUAAUAUGGAAGACAGUGGUCCAACACGAGCGAGAAAUGUCACAAGCAAGUAUAAGCUCAAUAAGUCCAAGAUUUAUGACUAGAAAAAGAAGUGAUUUCAAAUCCGCAAUAAUGAUCCUUUGUGUAAUUGGAUUAUUCUUGUUGUCAUGGUCCCCGUACGCAGCCAUAGCUACAAUUGGUCAGUUCUGCAAUUCAAGUUACAUCACUCCCUGGGUAUCUGCCAUGCCUGCUCUCUUUGCUAAAAUGUCCACUAUGUAUAAUCCUAUAAUUUACGGGAUUUCUCACCGUCGGUUCUGCUCUUGUAUUCGCCUUUUAUUCAUGAAAACUCAAAUCCCCCCUCCAAAGAAAAAGAUUUACAUGAGAUUUUCAAAAGGUUUACCAAGGAGAGACAAUAGACAGACAUUUCUGUCAACGGCCUGUGGCGACUACAGAGUAAGAGGUGACGUAAGUCUACAACCAACAAAUAAAGGCAGAAAAUGCUACGUUAUGAUGUCUCUGGGUCGAGAAGGAAAAUCCACAAAUACUGUGUUUGCCGAACCACAAGCAGAGCAUUGUGAAAAACUAACAUGCGAUCUAUGUUUACUGGAAGCCACAGCACACAAAUACCAGAGAAAUAUGUGGGUAAGAAAGUUGUUGAGUGAUAGCUCCAUCUAUAGUCGUUCAAAGGCAAAUGUAAAUAACGAUUUAUCUCUUCCAGAGUGUCUUAUCAAACAAAAAUCUCGUUACGAAGCUUGCUUUUGUUGGUACGAUCAUAAAAAUAGCUCCAUUUGCUAUAAUACCACAUGCUCCUGCUCCUGUGAGUUUAGGUUAGAGGCGUCGCCCUCGAGCGCCAAGAAAGAACAUUAUAUAAAGCGACCAAGUGGUGGUAGUUUACCUGCUCGAUGUGCAAGUUGCUAUUACUGUGACCGGAAGAUAAUACACUACUACUGA
This is a messenger RNA of Limulus polyphemus (Atlantic horseshoe crab), 1834 nucleotides long. RefSeq names its product rhodopsin-like. The transcript has 3 exons. Gene Ontology annotation, biological process: G protein-coupled receptor signaling pathway; visual perception. The record is from RefSeq and is a predicted model, not a curated record. Gene Ontology annotation, cellular component: membrane. Gene Ontology annotation, molecular function: G protein-coupled receptor activity. Bases 161 to 1834 code for a protein of 557 amino acids. NCBI's taxonomy places the organism in Eukaryota, Metazoa, Arthropoda, Merostomata, Xiphosura, Limulidae.